This is a messenger RNA of Sinocyclocheilus grahami, 701 nucleotides long. Its product is annotated as C-type lectin-like. The transcript has 4 exons. The record is from RefSeq and is a predicted model, not a curated record. The coding region runs from base 18 to 692 and encodes 224 amino acids. Lineage: Eukaryota; Metazoa; Chordata; Actinopteri; Cypriniformes; Cyprinidae.
UUCAAAAAAUUACUAAAAUGGCUUGGACUGGACUGUACAAUGACAUCAAUAGCUGGCGGUGGUCUUAUCAAAAUCAGAAAAUUGCAUUUAGCACUUGGAGCUCUGGAGAACCAAACAACUAUGGUGGAUAUGAGGCAUGUGGUUUGAUGCAUGGUAGCUCAUGGAAUGAUUAUGAUUGCAAUGGUCUAUAUCCAUUUUUUUGCUUCAAUGAGAAUGGAGCAAACAGGUUUGUUUUCAUCAGUGAUACCAAGACCUGGAAGGAUGCUCAGAGCUACUGCAGACAGUAUUACACAGAUCUGGUCAUCAUUCAAAAUCAAACUGAGAAAAACCAGCUGACUGUGCUGAUGAGUCCAUAUGCAAGUGCUUGGAUUGGUCUGUUCAGAGAUGUGUGGAAAUGGUCAGAUGCAACGAAUGUCUCCAGUGUCUCCUUUACAAGGUUGCAUUUACAAUCUGGGCUGCAUAGUCCUUGUGGUGUUUCAGAUCCUGGUGGUAUAAUCAGUUAUCAGGACUGCUCAAACGUCCUUCCAUUCCUCUGCAUGCACCGUACAAAGAAACAAAUAGUAAGAUUGAGGGUCAAAUCUGGUCAGAAUCUUAAUGAGCCUGCAGUGAUAAAUGCUAUCUUACAGUGGACAAAACAGAAGCUGGAGGAAUGGGGGAUAGAAAAGGAAACAAAACUGACAUGGAGAGUUUAGUCAAAUGGA